CUCUAAACCAAUCAAUGUGCCUCUUUGAGCUCACCUGAAUGCCGGAAACUUUCAAGCAGCAACCUCGUUGAAGUUGAGUGUCUGGCAACCCGGCCAUUAUUUCUGGCUAGCGCACGAAUGUAGGGGCACAUCAGCUCGCGCGCUCAAAGAGCACACUCAGCCUCAUCAAGCCAAGCUUCCAGCAUGCUCAUGAAGAUAAGAUAUAAGAGGAGCCACCGCUGAACAUCUCGUUGUUGCGGGAACUGAUGUGUCUUUGCGCCUCCUUUCAGUGCCUCCUGUAGUGCGUCAUGGGAAAUCACCAAACAUUCCUACUGCUGCUUCUACGGAUGCUCACCACCGAGUUGUGUCAGGCCGAGGAUGUGAUAGCGACGACUAUGAUACCAGUGGAAGAAGUGACUGAUAUCCCAAUAUCCCCCAAUGUACUGAGGGUGUCAAGGCAGAUCCUGGCAGCUCAGUUCGAGUGUUACCUCAAAAUACUGCACGACCCACCAUACACAGAGCUGGGGCCAUACUGUAACCGCACAUGGGAUGGCUGGCUGUGCUGGGGAGACUCGGAACCAGGAACCGCCAUGCAGUACUGCCCUACUUAUUUCCAUGACUUCGACCCAGCAGAGAAAGUAACCAAAGUGUGUAACUCGGAUGGACAGUGGUUCCGACAUCCAGAGAGCAACCGACUGUGGUCCAACUACACCCUGUGCACUGCCUUCACAAAGGAAAAAGUCACGGUCGCGUUCACCAUGUAUUAUCUGGCAUUGCUGGGUCACACCCUAUCUGUGGUCUCCCUGAUUAUAUCCAUUUUCAUCUUCUCAUAUUUCAAGUGUCUGAGCUGCCAGAGAAUCUCUCUCCAUAAGAACAUGUUUCUGUCCUUUAUCUUCAACUCCAUAUUAAUGUUUAUCUGGUUACCGAUGAUCUUCCACGAUGAACAGCUGGCUGCCACCAACCAAAUCGGCUGUAAGAUCUUGGCGAGUCUGAUGCAUUACACAGCAUGCUCAACGUACUUCUGGAUGCUGUGUGAGGGAAUCUACCUGCACACGCUUAUCAUCGUGGCUGUGUUUGUGGGAGAACAGCAACUGGGCUGGUACUACCUGCUGGGCUGGGUAUUUCCAAUCAUUCCGGCUGUCAUUCAUGCUGUGGCUCGUCUCAACUUCCACGACGACAAUUGCUGGAUAUACAACUCCAACCUGCUCUACAUCGUCCACGGGCCAAUCCAUGUGGCCCUGGUGGUGAACCUUUUCUUCCUGUUAAACAUAGUGCGUGUUCUGAUCACAAAGCUAAAAGUGACCCACAAGUGCGAGUCCAACGCCUACAUGAAAGCCGUGCGCGCCACCCUAAUCCUGGUGCCCCUGAUGGGUGCUCACUUCAUCCUGGUGCCCCUGCAGCCUCAGGAGAGGCUGCCCUUGGCUGUGUAUGAGUUCUUCAUGAACAUCUUCAUGCAUUUUCAGGGCUUCCUGGUGGCCAUCAUCUUGUGUUUUGCAAAUGGAGAGGUGCACUCAGCUAUAAGACGUAAGCUCGCCCAGUACCGUAUCCAAUGCCGGCAACGCCUGGUGACGACCGACUCUCAUUCUCACAACUACAACACCACCUCGUCGUUCGUCGAGACCAGCCGAGGGACCAUGAGCCUGGAGCAUGCAUCGCCCCACGUGGACGAUGACAAAACAAACACAGCCAUGUAUGUCCUCAAUGGCCAGAGCAACGGCAGGCACAGGUUCAGCGUAGAUGAUCAGAAACUCGAAGUCCUGGAGUCAUCAAAGAUCUGACGCGCAAAUGAAGAGACUAUUUUUUAGACAGCUUUAAAGAAAUGUCACCCUGAAUGUGAAGUGAUUUCCUUCACAUAGUUAGUAUGUCAUUUAAAUUAUACUAACUGGUCCAAAUAUUUCAUGUUUUACAUAAAUCUGUUACAACACUGUAAAAAACACUGCCCUUUCGGCAGAAGGUCACAAAUUUGAAGUUGAGUUUGAAGUUUGAAAGAACUCUGGGAAAGAUUGUCUCAUUUUUCUUCACAUCUGUCAUUUGGAGUGACUCUACCCAAUAAGAGGCAUUUAGAAUACUUAUUUAGGCAUUUAGAAUCCUCCUGAACAUGCCAAGAUCCGCAAGGUUACCAUUAUCAGGGGUGAACAAGUCAGGAGCACAAAAAUUUUAUAAAAAAGUUAGACAGAUAAGGAGCUUUAUUAUAGGAUAGCUUAAAUGCGGAUAAAUGUCAUUUUAGUUACUAUGGGCCCUACUCUAAUCCUGGCAAAUCCUUGGUAAAUAUGAGCAAAGAAAUCAGUGAAAAUGUUUUUUUUCAAACACAAAAAUACUCAAAAAACUUUUUAUUGCAGAAAACAAUUAUUGGUGCCCUUAGGAAAUCAUGUAAUACCAAUAUAUUUGAAUUGAUAUUUGAAUAUUCUUAGGACACUUUGGUGACUAGGAACCUAAAAUUGUUCAACCUUGACUUCCUGUUUACAGGGGAAUAAAUAUGAGGUAACACAGGCCAAAUUCACUUAGUCAUUCAUCAAUGAGUAUGACCAAGAAAUAUAGCUGUGAUGUGUGUGGAAAAAGUUGUUUAGCAUCACAGAAUAGGAAGCAGCUAAAAGUAAAUAGCAAAAGCAUUUAAAAUGUCCACCUGCUGCACUACAAACAUUGUCUGAAAUGGUUUAUCGUAGUCUGAUUAAUUACAAGAUUCUAAAUAUUAGUAAGCAGAGACAGAGAAAACAACAGACGUUUACUGCUGAAACGCCCUCAAGUUGCAGACAUCAGCCAACAAUUUAAAACUAGCUAGCUACAUAACAAAGUUAGUUUUUUAUAUACAUGAGCUCAAAAGACUGAAGCUUUGCUAAAUCAAGAAUGUGAACAAGUAGACAGUGUUCUGGCCAUUUCUUUUAAAAUCUAAGAGAUUCGAAGCUAGCAUAACCUGCACAUUCAGAUUGCAGGAAAAACAUGGAAAGCUGCAAUGCUAGCUAACCACAACCGCUGUGUGUUAUGAAGACAGAAGCCUAAAGUUUGGGCAGAUAACUUUUUAGAACAUGAUGUGCUAAGUUAAGCACUCAAAAUAUCUACCUAGCUCAAAAUACUUUUUUAUUUUAGCUUACUUGCUUAACAUAGGACUUAGGAUUUUGAAGAAUCAAUUUUGAAGACUUGUACCCAGUUUGGAUUUAAUGUAGUUGGGUAUUUUGAAGCAGUACACAGUACAUGUGGUUUAUGCAUCUGUGUGUGCAGAAGGUGAAUUCUCCUGUUUAAAUAUAUCAGGGUCAAAAAGCAGAAUUCCAGCAGGGUACCCCAUAAAUUUGUUUAAACUUCCUGAUUUUUAAUAAUCUUGUCUGCAGGACCAAGUCACGUGGUCCGGAUUGUUUUAUCAGAGCACUGCGAAUUUGAAAAUAUGUAAUUAUUUCUUAAAUAUGUGUACAAACAUUUGUAAAUAGGCGUUCUGUGUGUUUUUCACCCACAACCUUCUCGCAUUCUUGGCGAAGACGUUCUUCCCCCUUUCCUUGCUUUGCACCUAGAUUAUAGUAAGGUGUGAAAAGAUGUGUUUAUAUGCUUGUAUGUGUCUCUUGUCAACCUGAAACAUUCCAGUGAAAUUUCCAGGUUGUGUAAAGAGCUGUCAUUUGUCACUUCUCGAACUGUUUAUAACAGAUGCUAUUGUUAUGAAGAGCACAAAAAAAUAAAUGUUAUUGCACUGGA
Molecule: messenger RNA, 3657 nt
Organism: Silurus meridionalis
Lineage: Eukaryota; Metazoa; Chordata; Actinopteri; Siluriformes; Siluridae
Gene: calcrl2
Product: calcitonin receptor-like 2
Biological process (GO): angiogenesis; cell surface receptor signaling pathway; adenylate cyclase-activating G protein-coupled receptor signaling pathway
Cellular component (GO): plasma membrane
Molecular function (GO): calcitonin receptor activity; calcitonin gene-related peptide receptor activity; adrenomedullin receptor activity
Source: RefSeq, a predicted model, not a curated record